Messenger RNA from Styela clava, 2647 nucleotides. Its product is annotated as DNA-directed RNA polymerase III subunit RPC5-like. Lineage: Eukaryota; Metazoa; Chordata; Ascidiacea; Stolidobranchia; Styelidae. Gene Ontology annotation, cellular component: RNA polymerase III complex; nucleus. The record is from RefSeq and is a predicted model, not a curated record. Gene Ontology annotation, biological process: tRNA transcription by RNA polymerase III.
UAAUUAUAAAAGUUGGCCCGAUUCGAAAAAAAAACAAUGUUGCAUUUCUUAUAAGUUGCUGAUUUGGUUGUCAAGAAAAUAUGUACAGCAAAAACUCAUAAAAACCCCUCUGAAGCGACAAUAUCAACAGAUGUUAGCUUCUCCCACAUCUAAUCUUAUGUAAUAUAUUAAACUUUGUAUGCUCUUGUUUCUUCGAUUUUCAUCAAGUUUAAUGACUUCAUCUAGAUGUAUUUUCUAGAGGUUUUAUUUUUCAAUCUAGAUGUUUUUCGAAGUCAAUCUAAAUGUUUUUAGUCAGACAAAAGUAGCAGCCCUACACAUGAUGCAGACCUCGUUUUGUAUCAGUGCCCAGUACGGGUAGUCCAUGCUCAAGGCCGCUCAAAAGCACGGCGACGUUACCGUCUGUUUGGAUUUUCAGAUUUUAAAUAUUGCUUUCAAUAUCUUAUUUCAUGCAUUUUUUGUCACAUACUGACAGACCUUCCAAAACUCUGUAGCUGCUGAAUUGUGUAACAACAUACUGAUAUAAGGGCAAACAAUCUUAAUCUUGGUUUUGUGGUUUGAGUUUAAGAUUAAUCGUCAGAUGACAGGAUAAUGGAAACCACCACAGAAGAUGAAAGUGCAGAUGAAGAUGAAGUUGUGAAAGAGUUUGAUGUCUAUUUGUCCAAAAGCUUGUCUGGACGCCUUUACUUGCUGCAAUAUCCAGUGCAAAGUGUAAAACGAAAAUAUGGAUCUCAGGAUCGAGAUACGGCCAAAAUCAAACCACAAAAUAAUAAAAUUGAAAUGGAUGUAUCACUUGACAUCAGCAGUCCAAACUAUGACCAAAGCAAAGGAGAGCAGAUUGCAUUGAAUGUGGAUGGAAAUGUAGGAACAAUACAAGCAUCAACAACAUUCGAUACAAAUGUUAUGGACAGACAGACGUUACAAUCAAGCUGCGUGCCCGCGAGAGGAAAACGAUAUGUAUCUGCUAUUGUUCAACAUGAUGAGGUACAUCUGACUCCAAUAUCUCAUGUCAUGCAACUUAAGCCAAGUUUUAAAUAUAUGGAUAGAGCGGAACAUAGAGCAUCACAAGCUGCAAAGGCCAAAGCUGCAGCCGAAGCAGAUUCAUCCCAAGAUGAGGCAGAAGAAGCUAAGGCUGUAACCGUUCGAGUGAAAGGAGCUGAAUCAGAAGCAGUUCGAUUGGCUCGAGAACGAUCUUAUGCUGCUUAUGAAAAAAGAAUUGCAGAUGAAAAAUGGAUAGAAGUAAAAGUACACCAUAAAUUGGACAGUUAUGCAGAAAGAGAAAGACAGAGACUUAUUUGCCAAAACACUAGACAACCUGACGAUAAAUUGAGCCCAGCUCUUACAGCGUUCUCUGAAAUGGUACAAACACCACAUGAAUACCUCACCAAACUAAUUCCAGUAUAUGAUGAACAUUCAGUUGAUAACAGUGCAAUACCUGACAAUGUUCUAUCUUUAUCUCUGUUGAAAAAUGAAACAUUAGGGGAUCAACUGAAACUUCUAAUGAAGAAUGCCAAGAUUCUUCACUUCUAUCACCUGAUAUCUCUUCUACCGGAACCACCAGAUGUCAGUAUCAUUGUCAGAUCAUUGCAAUCAUAUGCUGUUCUGGUGAAGGGUUGCUGGGUUGUGAAGAGUGAGGUAUUGUUUCCAGCUAACACUCUAAGCCCAAUCUCAGGAACUCCAUCAGAAAGUUUGUGCAAAAGUCGAGAUUAUAUUUUGUACAUGUUCACAAGGAAGGAGUUUUUAGUCAGAAAAGAAAUCACCAACACUGUGAAACUGCCUGGAGAUGAUGUAAAGGCAAUUUUAGAAGACAUUGCAGUAAUGAGAAUGGGUCAUGGAUGGCAACUGAGAUUGAGACCUGAUAAUGACUUCAUGAAUCGAUUUCCUGAUGUAUGUGAGCGUCAGACAAUGUUAUGGAAUGCACAAGGCGCCAAACUAGCAAAACAGUUAAAUUUAACGGAACUUGUUGGAGAUCUGAAUUCAGUCCACAUCAAACAAGAAAUUUCUUCACCUCCAAGAAGGAAAAAGAAUGCUUCUUCAUCAGAAGAUGGUGUAUCAAACAAAAAGAAAACUGUUUCUAAGCGUCAACGCAAAUCAUCUGGUCAUAAAACAAGUCCUGCAAGAUCCCAUCAAGCUCCUAAUGAGUCACCUAAAGUGAAAUCUGUACCAAUGUCUCCUAAUUCUAAGAGGACAUCUAUCCAAGAAAUGCCCAAAUCGGUUGCAUCUGUGAAAAAACUAGAUCCUUCCCAGAAUUCAAGCAAUCUUACUUGUGUAAAUACUAUUUGCGAACAACCUUUCCAUGGGUUGGAUGGAGCAGCUGCCCUUGUAAAUUCAGCUGUACCUAUUGCUAUGGGAGAUAUUGGAAAAUUAAGCCCAAAAAUCAACAUAGCUGGGGUUAAUUCUACAGUACAAUCUGUCGCCACAGAGAUGAUUAAGAGAGGUUCUCCGCAGCAGAAAGUUCAAUACUUCAUACCUCAAAUGAAUAUUUCAUCGCCAACAUAUGAUGCUGCUUUGGAAUGCACCAAUGGCCAAUCUGCAGCAAUGGAAGUAAAUGAAGAACAAUCCAUUAACAUUAUUUCUAAUAUUAAUAUCGAUCAUGUGUCUUAGCGUUAUUGCUCUGUUGGAUCAUUUAUAUUAAAUUAGGAGCACAAUA